Molecule: messenger RNA, 807 nt
Organism: Papaver somniferum (opium poppy)
Lineage: Eukaryota; Viridiplantae; Streptophyta; Magnoliopsida; Ranunculales; Papaveraceae
Product: protein starmaker-like
Exons: 4
Coding region: 1-807 (268 amino acids)
Source: RefSeq, a predicted model, not a curated record
AUGGAUGAGUUAAUGAGAUUGAGGGAUGAAGUUCAAGGGGAGAUAAAUAGACGUGCAAGUGAGAUUGUUGAUCGUCAGAGAGAAGAGGAAGAAAAGAAGAGGAGAGAAGAUGAAGAGACUGAAUCGUUGUUUGCUGCUUGGUUACCGAAGCAUUAUGAGAGGUCAGAUCGGAAAACGGAUGAGAGGUCUGAAAGGCAUCAGAAGGGUCCAAAAUAUGGUAGUGCAACUGAGAGUGACUCCGAAGCAGAUUCUGCAGCAGGGUCCGAGUAUCACGUGGAAGAGGUAAACACCAGUGAAGAAGGAUCUGAUGCUGCUGAGGACAGGCUAAAGAUGGAGAAAUAUUUUCCAGAACCUAAGGUUGAAAAGGAGAAGCUUGUUUUGAUACAUCCCCAAACUGCUCAAGUAGAAGAUUCCAGUGACUCCGAUAAGAAUCUCCCUGAUGCCUCCAAUGACGAUGAAGAAGAAGAUGAAAGUGAUGAGGAGGACUCGUCUUCUGGAGAUAGUGAUACUUCUCCAACUUCAUCAGGCAGCAGUUGCAGUGAACUUUAUACGGAGGACGAGGACUGGAGCUAUGAUGAAUAUGAUUGUUUUGGAGAAGUGUUGGAAGUGGUAGUAGUUGUAAGUUUUUUGGUUUGUGAAAUGGAUGAACAAAGUGCUCCUAUAUUUGGUGUAAUCUUUUCUUUGAAUGGUGCUGUUAAAGUUAUUUCUAGCCUGAGAAUAAUUGAUACUAGAAAUGGUGAUGAAUUUGAACAAGAUGAUGAUGAAAUUGAUGAGGAUAUUAAACAGAUGGAUGAUUAUAGAAUAUGA